Ostrinia nubilalis (European corn borer) is the source of this 5983-nucleotide messenger RNA. RefSeq names its product hemicentin-1 (gene PIG-B). Gene Ontology annotation, cellular component: endoplasmic reticulum membrane. The coding region runs from base 62 to 5983 and encodes 1973 amino acids. Lineage: Eukaryota; Metazoa; Arthropoda; Insecta; Lepidoptera; Crambidae. The record is from RefSeq and is a predicted model, not a curated record. The transcript is spliced from 40 exons. Gene Ontology annotation, biological process: GPI anchor biosynthetic process. Gene Ontology annotation, molecular function: alpha-1,2-mannosyltransferase activity.
UUUAUACCGUUAUUUUUCAGCACUACUUCGCGGUGGCGGCGGGUAUUGUUGAGGCGGGAGAAUGGCAUUGGCAAAGGGCCUGAGGCCCGUUCAGGUGUUUGGUGUGAUACUGUUCGUGAGGAUCGCGUCUGUAUUCGUGGUGCAGACGUGGUACGUGCCAGACGAGUACUGGCAGACAUUGGAGGUGGCGCACAAGCAAGUGUUUGGCUACGGAGCCCUGACUUGGGAGUGGACAAAAGGCAUCAGGAGUUACCUGUACCCGAGUGUGGUGGCUGCUCUGUACACCAUACUGAAGUUUACUGGACUGGACCAUCCUCAGGCCUUGAUUCUCCUGCCUCGCAUCCUACAAGCAGUCAUUAGUGCUGUAGCCGACUACAGCUUCUACAAAUGGACCGGUGGUCGUAAAUGGGCACUGUUCUUGGUACUCACGUCUUGGUUCUGGUUCUACACAGCCAGUAGAACGCUUUUGCAGACGGUUGAGACUGCUCUGGUGGCCAUUGCACUUUCUAAAUAUCCAUUCAGAGAUGGCAAGACCAGCUAUUUUGAGAAAGAGAGCACCCUAUGGAUCUGGCUAGCUGUAGUGAGCGUGUUCGUGCGUCCGACGUCAGCGCCUCUGUGGGUGAUUCUAGGGCUGUACAACAUAGCCACUACUAAGGAGCCACGUCUCAAGCUGGUGGUGCGCACUUACCUGCCUAUUAGUCUUCUUGUGGGAGGAGCCCUAGUGGCCUUGGACUCGUACUUGCACGGGAGUGUGGUGGUGACGCCAUGGGAGUUCUUCCGGUUUAACGUACUUCACGACAUCGCCUCUUUCUAUGGACAGCACCCAUGGCACUGGUACCUCUGGCAAGGCAUUCCAGCAGUACUAGGCAUCAACUCGCUGCCGGUACUGGCCGCUAUUGUAGCCAUCCUGCGGCGUCCGCGGGAGAACAAGACUGGCCUGCUUCUGUUAGCUAUUGUAGCGGUACAUGUGGCUCUAUACAGUGCCAUAUCCCACAAGGAGUUCCGCUUCGUACUGCCUUUGCUGCCCAUAUUCCUGUACCUCGCCCAAGACUUCAUUGUCCCUUGGAGCAGAAAGGCUAAGAAGUGGCAGCUGUACGUGCUAACUGGAGCCAUCUUGAUCGGGAAUGUGGUCCCGGCGCUAUACUUCGGCGUGGUGCACCAAGCCGGCACGCUCAAAGUCAUGCCGCUGCUGCGAGAAGCUAUUCCCAAUAACAAGAGUUCCGUUCUGUUCCUAAUGCCUUGCCACUCCACGCCUCUGUACAGAACCAUCCUGCAGGGCUACUCUGAAAAACAUUAUCCGAAGUUUCGAAUGUCGCUAUCCCUCUUACGCAAACGUUUCGUAGUAGCCCCCCUGAUCGGGAAUGUGGUCCCGGCGCUAUACUUCGGCGUGGUGCACCAAGCCGGCACGCUCAAGGUCAUGCCGCUGCUGCGAGAAGCCAUCCCCAGCAACAAGAGUUCCGUCCUGUUCCUCAUGCCUUGCCACUCCACGCCUCUGUACAGCCACCCUGAUCGGGAAUGUGGUCCCGGCGCUAUACUUCGGCGUGGUACACCAAGCCGGCACGCUCAAGGUCAUGCCGCUGCUGCGAGAAGUCAUCCCCAGCAACAAGAGUUCGGUCCUGUUCCUGAUGCCUUGCCACUCCACGCCUCUAUACAGCGUUUCGUAGUAGCCACCCUGAUCGGGAAUGUGGUCCCGGCGCUAUACUUCGGCGUGGUGCACCAAGCGGGCACGCUCAAGGUCAUGCCGCUGCUGCGAGAAGCCAUCCCCAAUAACAAGAGUUCCGUCCUGUUCCUGAUGCCUUGCCACUCCACGCCUCUGUACAGGGCUACUCUGAAAAACGCCUCCUUGAUCGGGAAUGUGGUCCCGGCAUUAUACUUCGGCGUGGUGCACCAAGCCGGCACGCUCAAGGUCAUGCCGCUGCUGCGAGAAGCUAUCCCCAAUAACAAGAGUUCCGUCCUGUUCCUAAUGCCUUGCCACUCCACGCCUCUAUACAGGGCUACUCUGAAAAACAUUAUCCGAAGUUUCGAAUGUCGCUAUCCCUCUUACGCAAAGCAAGAUGCCAGCAUGAGCGACGCCCCCCUGAUCGGGAAUGUGGUCCCGGCGCUAUACUUCGGCGUGGUGCACCAAGCCGGCACGCUCAAGGUCAUGCCGCUGCUGCGAGAAGCCAUUCCCAAUAACAAGAGUUCCGUCCUGUUCCUAAUGCCUUGCCACUCCACGCCUCUGUACAGCCACCUGCACCAGAACGUAACCACCCGCUACCUCAACUGCGACCCGCCGUUCAACAAGGUCGGCGAGACGUACGAAGCAGAAUACUUCUUCAACAACCCGCAGCGCUGGUGGCGGUCGGAAUACGCUGCCAAGGCCACGCCGCAGUUUGUGGUGCUGUUCGAUACGCUCAAGGGACGAGUAGAGAACGCUCUGCAAGGAUACAAGCAAAUGUAUGAGAUACCGCAUACACAGGUUCUAAUGAGGCUGAUGUGGCGCCUUGUCACGCACGUAGGCAGUUUACUGCUUGACUGCAUGAUAUAUGAGAGACACGUUCCACGAGUUAAUGUGCGCGCUAAAAUGUAUCGCGGGGCGGUACACUUGGUUCUAAUUAUUUCGAUUUGUGUCAAAGUGUCAGUGUCACAGCCUAAAUACAUUCCUGGCAGUGUCAAGGAGGAUUUGAAGGUGCACCAAGACAAGGAUGACGGCAAGAGUAGCCUGGUGUUUGUGUUUGACACGACUGGGUCCAUGUACAAUGAUUUGAGGCAGCUAAGAGAGGGUGCUGAGAUGAUAAUGGAUACGGCUUUGGAGGAGAGCAAGAUAAUAGCAGAUUUUGUGUUUGUGCCCUUCCAUGAUCCUGGCGUAGGUCCAGCCACAGUGACCCGUCGUAAAGGUGUGUUCAAAGCGGCUCUAAACAUAGUCCGUGUGUACGGAGGCGGGGACUGCCCGGAGAAGUCAUUGAGUGGUAUCCAGCUGGCUCUCAACGUGAGCAGACCGCGGUCUUUUGUGUACGUGUUCACCGAUGCCACAGCCUCUGACCAUAGACUCGUGGGGAAUGUGCUGGAUUUGGUGCAGAGGAAACAGAGCCAGGUGGUAUUCGUCCUCACAGGGCAUUGCAAUGAUCUCCAGAAGCCUACUUAUCUAGUCUAUCAGCAAAUCGCAGCUGCUAGCUCAGGUCAAGUGUUCAACCUUAACAAAACCAGCGUUCAUAAGGUACUAGACUUCGUUAGAAGUUCAAUAAGGGGUAGGAAUGUAAACCUCGGUUCUUCUGUCAAUCCAGCUGGGUAUAAUCACACGCAGGAGAUCCCAGUGGAUAAUACUUUAGGGGAAGUAACAGUAUCAGUAUCUGGAGCCAAACCAAGUAUUAAAGUGAUCGAUCCUAAAGGAGAAGAACUCACUGGGCCACCAAAGCUUAUCACCACUUUGGACCUUUCCGAAAUUAUGGUAGUAAAAGUAAUGCAGCCAGAGCCGGGCAACUGGACGAUUACAGUGGGGAGUGAGGAGGAGUAUUCCGUGAGGGUAGUGGGACUGUCCAAUCUCACGUUCACCCACGGCUUCUCUGUUUCUCCGCCGGCGGAUUUACGCGAAACCAGCUACCGGCCUCUGAAAAGUACAUACAACCACCUAAUGAUCUCGCUGACCCAACCAGAGGCGCCAGCGACCAUAGACUACGCGGAAAUACUGGAUCUCACCGGGAAGACGUUAUUCGAAGUGCCGUUGCGCGAAGUUGACCAUUUGAAUAAGACCUACGUAGCUGAACCAUUCAUACCACCCGACGAAUUCUUUUACAUUGCUAUUAAUGGACACGACGGCAAUAAUCAAGAGCUGAGGAGAAUAGGCGCUACUGCUGUUCAAGCGAAACUGCCUGAUGUUCCUUACCUGACUGCACCUAGAAAGGUGGAAGCCCGCUACCACGAGCGAGUGGUGCUGACGUGUGGCGUAGAGAGCUUGGUACCGGUUACUGCUGCGUGGACGCACGGCUUUGAGAGGAUACAGCCAAAGGUCUCUAGUCUGCAAACCACAUCAACAGACUACGUUAUCGAGGAUAUGUCUCCGGAGCAUUCGGGCGAGUACCGCUGCGUAGCCACUAACGCUGCGGGCCAGAGUGUGGCACACACUGAAAUAGAGCUCCUAGUGGACCCUCCGCAAGUGACCGUGAGCCCCGGCAACCAAACUCUACAGUUCGGGGAGGAGUUGGCGAUAUCCUGCGAAGUUUUUAGCGAGGCAUUGUUAAUGAACAUGCAAAUGGUCUUCAAAGGGAUGGAUACAGAUAUGACUGAAGUCUAUGUGGAGCCAAAUUUUGAUGGUUUUUAUUCCUACAACAAAACUAUACCACACGUUGAUGAGAACCACAAUGGGGUGUAUACCUGCAUUGCUACUAACAGUGCUGGCCAAACCAAAGCUUCAAUGAACAUAACAGUGCAAUCAGAGCCGAUCGUUCAGAUCCUCGGUCCUCACAGCAUCAGGAGACUCCUCCAUUCCGAUAUCCAACUCAGUUGUCACGUGGAGAAUGCUGAGCUGAUGCAGUGGGUAGCUCCUAAUAAGAGUGUGGUGGUGGAAAAUGUGGUUAAUGGGAGCUAUGACGGGAUGUUCGAGGUUAAGAAUGUCACUGGAGGACCCUGGACUUGUGUGGGGUUGAGAGGACCGUACAAAGUUACCGACGCAAUCGAAGUGGAUAUCCUAAUAAAACCAUCGGCUAUUAUUGAGGGUAGUAAGAACAUUACCAUUUUGAAUGGGACGAUCCACGAGGUCACCUGUCUGGUCACGGCCAGGCCGCCGCCAAGAAUCAUCUGGCACAGAGAAACUGAAAGCUUCCUCAAUCACACAAUAACAUCCAUCAAAGAGAACGUAUACAAAAGCGUCUUAAAGCUCAACAGCUCGGAAGACGCGAUAGAAGCGACAUACUUCUGCAUCGGGGAGAACUCUGAGGGUAUAUCGGAAGACAGCAUCGUGGUCAACGUUCGACGCAAGAUGAGCUUGGUAGAGGGGUUUACUGACAAAUCAGUAGAAAUAUACUCCCAAGUGGAUCUCCACUGUGAAAUAGACGCCUACCCCGCCCCUCGUAUCACCUGGCACCACAACGGGACGGAGCUGGUGUCAGACCACAACGUCCAGCUGUCAGACGACGGAACUGUCAUGUACGUGCUGAUGGUUGACUUUGACAACCUCGGAGAAUACGCCUGCGAAGCUCAGAAUGACUACGAGAGGAUGAGGGUAAAUGGGACCUUAAGUGUUCAAGGAUUGGAAUCGCCUGUGCUUUCAAAAGAACCAGCUAAAAGGAUUGCCCGUAGUGGAGAGUCUACAAUACUAACAUGUAGAGUGCUUCAAGGCAAACCAGAGCCAUUACUAUCGUGGAAAUUUAAAAGCGACACCUCAGAUGAGUUCUCUGACCUCCCGUGGGCUGCUGUGUUGAGUGAGGAUAGCACGAAUUUGACGUUACCGUCUGUGAAAGUUGAUUACGAUGGGAUGUAUCGAUGUGUAGCAGAAAAUGUUGUGGGGAGAGAUACGUAUGAAGUAGAGUUGGUGGUUCAAUAUCCUCCACGCCUCAUAGAUGUAUCGAACGAAACGGAAACAGUCACAAGACCAGUGAACAUAAAGGCUGGAGGCAACGUGACGUUCUCGUGCAAAGCCGUGGGCGUCCCGCCGCCUAUCGUGGUGUGGACCAAGAAUAACCGACCGCUGGCCUAUACGAACACUGUGUACUUGUCGAACUCGAACGAUUUAGUGAUUGAAAAGGCGAACGAAUUCGACUCAGGAUUGUACACGUGCAACGCCACCAGUGCUUUGGGUUCUUCGCAGAAGAACUUCACACUGUUCGUGUAUGUCCCCCCCUCAAUAUCCCUUCCACCAUUAGAGCCAGUAGCGCACGUAUCCGAGGGCCAAUUAGUGCAGUUGCCGUGCCGGGUCCAAGGCCUGCCCGCGCCGCGUGUCCGUUGGCUGCGGGACGGAAAGGAUUUAGCCGACCGGAGGACGCUUGUGGACGAAUAUGGUAUAAGGUAG